AUGCGACACCCGCACUUAGAUGGAGGGCAAUCGCCAGUCCAGAAUGACAAGGCGGCGUGUUUCUCCGCUCUUGUACGAUGUAGUGUCGAGGAGGCAGAACAAUGGCUCUCUCGCAGCUGCGGCUCCAUGGAAGCAGCUUUGGAUGAAUAUCUCACCAGACAGAGAUCUUUGAAGCGACAGAAGGCAUCUUCAGACUCACCACGCCCAGAGGGCCUCCCAGAGUUUGCGUCGCGAAGAGAUGAACAUAUCACCCAGAAUCAAUUAAAGGCCGGGACGCCGAAAGCUGAAGCCUUUAGUAAGAGAAAUAUGAACUCGGCUUUGAGAAACGGAGCUGCAUCAAGUCCUGAAGCAGCUACUCGAAGCCAAGUAGUUGUGAUAGACCUAGCCAAUGAAACGGAAGAUGAGGAUGCAACAGCAGCUGAUGAACCUCUCAGAUGCAGUCCGAGCGCCUCGCCUGGCAAGUCGGAGAGGAAAAACUACGACAUUGCUAACUUGGCACCGUCUGUUUCCUUCAAUGAGCAUCUCGCCCCUGAUGUUAACAGUCUUCCUAGCGAUUUUUCGUUCUUUUUGGGGGAAUGUGUGGCGAGCGGCACAGUCACGAGUGGCACAAUCAGCAAGCUGAGCCUCACAGACCCCUUGAGUUUGAUGGUGGAGAUGCGACUGCCACAUACACAAAAAGUGGGGGCGCAACAAGCCUUCCGCAAGGUCAAAGCAUCGAAUAGAGGCUACAGAAUUGUAUAUAUACACCUUGACGACCCGGUCCUCCUGGAACACCAGAAACAUCUGGUACAGCCGGAACUCCGCGCUCGAGACCCCCGGGUGUACCCACACACGGGAGCCCUUCCAUCAGAUGCAUUGCAGGGACUUACAGGAGGAUCAGGCUCUCGGGUAUGUAGCCCGCUUGUGGGGCUAGAUUUUCAUAAUCUGUUGUCUAGUAUAUCUGAGCAGACGACUUUCCUGCGCCUUCUGAUCGACGGGCGGGAGGCUGCACGUUUUGACCGAGAAGUGGCCAGCUCCUUGGCCGCUUUGUUAUUAGUGGGAGCCGUAAAAGCCAAUGUGUGCUGGCUGCCAGACAGACUUCCUCCCCGCCGCCUCGCAGUUAACAGCAGUAUUGCUGUUCGAAUGACUGUGCAGAUGACCGUGCAGGCACUACGUCUGAGUGCGCUUAUGCAAAGAGGAGAUUCAUGCCUAAAUCAAGUUCUCUUCCCAGCUCUUAUGGGACAGGCACUUUCGGCACUCAUACGACUUGUGGACUUGCAGCCUGUAGGCGCCUCUCCAACACCUCGAGAAAAUGAAACAAAGGCAACUGUUGGUCCUACCGAAGACAUGAAGCUCAGCGCGAUUCUGGGAGAUAUCAGAGCACGCAGGAGAACCCGAGAACCUUGCCAAGGCGAAAGCGACACAGAAGAAGCAACAGAAAGCUGUAUGGAAAAUACCUCCUAUGCAGCUGCGCAGGCGGAAGAGGGAUGCGAGCAGAGCCAUCAGGGCAUCAUGCUUGACAGUGAUGACGAUGAAGCUGCGGAGAAAAGCGGUGUCCUCUGCCAGUUGGUUUUGGGAGAGGGGGCCGUGGAAGAUCACAAGCACCGUGAGAGAAAGCGUAUACCCUGUCUGGGUGCUCUGUACCCUCCAGCGAGUGUUUUUGUUUCCCGUCUUCGCCCAUAUCAAGCCCAGGGCCUUUGGUGGAUGCUGCGGUGCGAAUCUGAGCAAAGCAUCGACCUGGAAGAUUCACAGGAAGAGCUUGACCCUCUGUGGAGGAAGUACAUCCUUCCUUCCCGUACCGCCCAUCAGCUUGCCGAUGACUCAGUACAAUGUGACCACCCGUUGCCCAUGGUAACUACACGGCUCUCGAAAACUGCGGCUGUGUUCGUUCCGCGGUAUCUUUACGUGAACACAAGCUCAGGCCUUGUUUCAAUAGAGAAACCCAACACGACGGGUCGAGUGAAAGGUGGUAUCCUAGCUGAUUGCAUGGGCUUAGGAAAGACUGUGCAGGUCCUUGCCCUCAUUGCCGUCAGCUUGUUUCAAGAGAGAGACCCUAGGGGUGCUGCUGCAUGGUUAGCAACAUCAACAUGCAAUGCACGUGAAGAGGAAAGGCCGUCUUCGAAAUCAGGCCAUGCAAAUCCCGUGAGAAGCCCAAUUGAGCCCUCAGAAAUUCAAACUGCGGGAUCAGAUACAUCUCCAGCGUCGCCGCCUUUAGUGUGCAACGACUCCUUGGUCACUCCAUCACCGGUCUCUGUAAGUUCUGACGGAGACAUUGGAGGCAACAGUACAGAUGAGCCUGCUACAAAGUUGAAGCGAAACAGUUUGCUGGCUCCGAAUCCUCUAGUUUUGCAGCGCACGCUGAGGCGAGAUAAAGAAAAACUGCUGCAGGGAGGGACGCUCAUAGUCGUGCCUUUGUCGCUUAUUGGGCAAUGGCAUUCAGAGGUGGAGAGGCACCUGGCAAGAGGAGUGGCGACAGUGUUGCAGUACUACGGCCCAGCUCGUCCACGCGAUCCGAAAGUGCUUGCUGCACACACAAUUGUUCUGACCAGCUACCAGACAUUGGCUUCGGACUUUCGUCACCUAGCGAAACGCGCGUUUGUAGAGAUGGCAGAUAGGGAUGGUGGUCCACAGGCAGCUUUGAAAUCGGAUUCAGGAUGCGUUGCAGCGAGCCCCAUAGCAAGCAUCCGUUUUCGGCGGGUGAUUCUGGACGAGGGUCACGCGAUAAAGAACACGGCUUCUCUGGUCAACCGUGCAUGCAAUGCUGUCAAGGCGGAUUCACGUUGGAUACUUACCGGGACACCACUGCAAAAUGAUCUUUGGGACGCUUUUGCCCUCGUUCAGUUCCUCCGUGUUUCUCCUAUGGGCGACCGGCGUUGGUGGGAGGCGAAAGUGACUCAACCAAUGGAAAAAGGGAUGGUGCGAGCGGCAAUUGAUACAGUGCGCAGCACCUUAGUUCCUUUGAUGCUCCGACGGCAAGGAGAUCAGGCAGGGGAAGAUGGGAAACCACUUUUACCGCUCCCUCCGCUUACGGUUCAUACAUUUAAACUGCAACUUACCUAUGAAGAGCGUCUUUUUUACCAGACUGUUUUCGAAGACACGAAGGCAAAGUUUGAUCAGCUUGUGCAGAGUGGACAAGUCCUGCAGCAUUACACGCAUGUCCUCCAAUUCCUCCUAAGACUGCGCCAGGCAUGCAAUCAUCCGUUGCUUCCAUCUUAUCGUGAAGAACAACGACGCCAGCAGUUUAUUGACACGGUACUCCCCGUUCAAGGAACUUCGGCAUACCGCAGCAAAGACACUUUAACCGGACAGCCUCACAUACCUUCGUCCUCCUAUUCUUGUUCUGAUCCGGUUUUAAGGAGGUACAUUCAAGAUGCCUUGGACGGCAAACUGGAAAAUUGUCCGGUCUGCCAUGAGCCGCCACGCGACGCAGUGGUGCUAACAACAUGCUGGCAUUUGCUAUGUGUCAGCUGUCUGUCACUGCUGGAGAAAAGCAGCGACGGCACACCAGCUGCGUGCCCAACAUGCAACAAGAAGUUUCUUAAUCAGAACAUCCGGCUGCUGCCAGCAGGGUCAAAUGCCACUGUACAGAGGUGGAAGCAGGUCGUCCUAAGGAAGCAUCGUGAGUUGAUCGCAGCUGCUGAAGCUAAAAAGGUACCUAAAAACGACAGGAAGGAAGUUCAAUCAUCAGACGGGUCACAUCUGAAACGGGGAAUGUGUUUAGCACGUACUGCGUCUGGAGCGUUCCCUGUGGAAAGCCUGGACACGGCUUCAAAGGCACUUCGUGGAAAACCUGAAGAGCUUUUUCAGGAUGUCCCUGACGAUGCCUUCUUCUUUAGCACAAAAAUACGGCUGCUUCUAGCGCUGCUUGAGGCUGAUGUUGCGGCGGGAAGGUCCUGCGUCAUUUUUUCUCAGUGGACAUCAAUGCUUGACCUCCUAGAGAUGGCAUUUGCACGUGCAGAGGCCGUUCGCGCCAUUUCGCAAACUCAUUUGUCGAAUACCACAACAGAGGUGGACGCGGAUGAUGAUGUUAUUGAGAUGGGUGUCACCUUCACGAGGACAGGGCCAGCAAAAACCGAAAUUGGCGGCCUCCACACUAAGAAAGAAGGCGCACGUUUGGGAUGCAAGCCUGAAGCUAGACGAAAUGUUUCAGCCAACCGGUUGUACAACUACCGUCGAAUUGAUGGAACACUAGGCCUGGAGGCAAGACAGCGCGCAGUCAAGUGGUUCUUAGGUGGUGAGUCACCUCUGGGGACUACUGAGGACACGUCUACUGCAGAUUUAACCGAGACUGAAGAGGGACCGUUUAUGGGUCAAUGCAGUCUGAAGCCCUUCAAUUGCAUGAACGGCUCAGCUGAGGCUUCACUUCGCGUAGCCACUCCUGCGUCAUCCCGACGUGGCACUGAGAGAGCCUUGGGAGCCCAGACUGAUUCUUCUUCCCCUCCAGGGCACGGAAAGAUACUCUUGUUGUCUUUAAAGACAGGAAACGUAGGACUUAACCUUGUCAAAGCAACUCGCUGCUACAUUGUCGAUGGUUGGUGGAAUCCUCAAGUGGAAAAACAGGCAAUGCGGCGCCUCUGGCGAACCGUCCACGACUUGUUUCCUGUACUGGACAGACCUCCUGCUGCACAUGAAUUCGUUGUUUAA
Eimeria necatrix is the source of this 4623-nucleotide messenger RNA. Its product is annotated as DNA repair protein, putative. Lineage: Eukaryota; Apicomplexa; Conoidasida; Eucoccidiorida; Eimeriidae. The record is from RefSeq and is a predicted model, not a curated record. The coding region runs from base 1 to 4623 and encodes 1540 amino acids. The transcript has 10 exons. Gene Ontology annotation, molecular function: ATP-dependent chromatin remodeler activity; ATP binding.